Molecule: messenger RNA, 4695 nt
Organism: Sphaerodactylus townsendi
Lineage: Eukaryota; Metazoa; Chordata; Lepidosauria; Squamata; Sphaerodactylidae
Gene: MSL1
Product: MSL complex subunit 1
Exons: 8
Coding region: 1-1806 (601 amino acids)
Cellular component (GO): MSL complex
Source: RefSeq, a predicted model, not a curated record
AUGCGAUCCACCGUCUACAAAGCCACGGCGGCCGCCGCCACCACCACUGCCGCCGCCACCACCACCACCACGACGGCGGGGCCGGGCUUGCUGGAGCCGGGCCCGGAGGAAGAGGAGGAGCCGCCGCCGCCGCCUCCCCCUCCGCAGAACGCGAUCCCGGUGCCCGCGCCGGCCGCUGUGGGCGCCAAGGGCCGGGCGGUGGUGCCCGCGGCAGCGCCGGGCCCGCUGCAGCAGCAAGAGGGCGGCGGUGUCGGCUGCUGGGGCGGCCUGGUGCCCUCGCCGUGCCCGGUGGGAAGUACGCGGCAGGCGGGCGUGGGCGAUGCGGCCGGCAGCUCCCGCCCCUCCAAGUGCCAGGCGGUGCUGCCCGGACACGCCGCCGCCGCCAAGGACGGCAAACGUGGCGGCGGCGGCGGCGGCCCCCACUCCGGGCCCGGAAGAACCCCCGCGGCUCAUUCUCCGCCCUCUCCGCUGCCGUCGCCAGCCUCAGCCACGGCCGACCCCGGCCAGCCUCCCCCGGGGACUGCGGCGGGUGGCUCUCCGGCCUCCUCGGAUCUCGGCGGCAAGUGGAAGAGCGGCGGGAGCAGCAGCGGCAGCGCAGGGAGCGGCGGCGGGGGCAGCAGCCUUCGUAAGAGCCCCAUGGGGGCCGGCGGGGGCGCCUCCAGCCAGGCGGCCUGCCUCAAGCAGAUCCUGCUGCUCCAACUGGACCUGAUCGAGCAGCAGCAGCAGCAACUCCAGGCCAAGGAGAAGGAGAUCGAGGAGCUCAAGGCCGAGCGGGACACGCUCCUCGCUCGAAUUGAGCGCAUGGAAAGGAGGAUGCAGCUGGUGAAGAAGGACAGCGAGCGUGAAAAACACAAAAUAUUUCAAGGCUAUGAAACUGAAGAGAAGGUGGAGCCUGAGGCACCAGAGAAGUUGCCUACUGAUUGCCCACCCCAAGAACUCCUGGAGACACCCAAGCCGUUGUCUUUGAAACACUUCCCAUAUGGAAGAAAUGGAAAGGGUCACAAACGAAAAUCUGCAUUUGGAAGCGCGGAGAGGAAAACUCCACUCAAAAAGUUGGUGGCUGAAUUCUCAAAAGUCAAGUGUAAAUCACCAAAGUCUUCUCCAUUGAAAGAAGAACCUGGCAGUUCUUUGACUGAAUCAGUUACUAGGCGUGAACUACGAAGUCAGGAGACUCCAGAGAAAGUCCGCUCUUUGGGAGACACUUUGCUGAAAUCCUUGGCCCCUCUGAAAGGAGCUGGGAGCCAUACAAAGGACAAGAGCUCAUGCAGCGAAACAGAAGACUUGCCAUACCUUUCCACCACUGAAAUGUACUUGUGCCGAUGGCACCAGCCGCCUCCUUCCCCAUUGCGAGAACCUUCUCCCAAGAAGGAGGAGACUGUAGCAAUUCCAUCAUGGAGGGACCACGUGGUAGAGCCCUUAAGAGACCUGAAUCCUUCGGAGCUUUUGGAGAACUUAGACGACAGUGUCUUCUCUAAACGGCAUGCAAAGCUGGAGUUGGAUGAGAAGAGGAGGAAAAGGUGGGAUAUUCAGCGUAUCCGAGAACAAAGAAUUUUGCAGCGACUUCAGCUGAGAAUGUAUAAAAAGAAAGGAAUUCAGGAAUCUGAGCCUGAAGUUACCUCAUUUUUCCCAGAGUCAGAUGAUGUUGAAAGCUUGCUAAUCACCCCUUACUUGCCUGUUGUAGCAUUCGGCCGUCCACUACCAAAAUUAACCCCACAGAACUUUGAACUACCAUGGCUGGAUGAGCGAAGCCGUUGCCGGCUAGAGAUGCAGAAGAAACAGACUCCUCACCGGACAUGCAGAAAAUAGGCAUGUCCUCUAGAGGUAUCUCUGCCUCGGUGAUUGGCCUGUGCUGUUUGCAGCAAACGGCAAAGAACUGUAUAUGUGUCUGUCAACUCAAUCUUUCUCCCCUCGAUCUACAUUCUUGUUCACUAUAGACAUUUUUUAAUGCUUCCGUAUGGUUUUUCUCACCUUCCCACCCAUUAAAACUGUUCAACUGUUUUCCUUUCCCCGCAUCCUUUUGUUUGAUAGACGGUCCUGGAGGUUUGUUGGUGGAACAGAGAGCAAGGGGGGCAGCAUUGGCCAUACAGUGGUUGAGUUCCUUUGGGUUAGCAUUGCUAACCACAUUCUAUUUAGGGCUGUCAGUAACUUUUUUCAUUGUAUGAAGUCCACCUCUGAAAGCAUAUGCACACAAAUCCUAAUAUGUUUGCUUAAAAAUAGCUUACAGACUGAAGCCUUUGCAAACUGGGGAGGGGGCUACAUUGGACUAACACAAAACAAGUCUUCACCCUCUUGCUUCUUUUUUUUAAGAUCCAGGUCUAGAUCAGUAUAUUUCAUUGUGCCUCAUUUGGCUCUUCUCAUGCUGCUGAGGUGGUGUAACUUUUCCAGUUUUUUAAGUCAGCAUAACUAAUUUGGUGCUUGUCUUCUGCUUCUUACAAAAAGGGGGGAGCAUUUAAAAUGUGAUGUCCUGGCAUAGAGAAUGAAGAUUGGAAAGCCUUGACAAUCACGUCACGUGCUGUUGGUUCUCUUGGAAUUGGUUUCCAUCAAUCCCAGUACCCCCUUUCCUUAAGAUUGUUUUAUUUUGUUUUGCCAGUAAGGGCUUUAAUUUUGUUUCCUUCUGCCAAGGGAAGCAGAAGAUAAAUUUGUGGGAUUUUAUUUUCGGACCUCUGUGCAUCAUGCUGGUUUCUUAAAGGAAGUGUUGAGUGGCAGCACUGUCAAAUCUGCUGGCAUGGCACCUGGACACCUCAGGUGGGUGUAUCACGUUGUGAAAGGACACCAAGCAACACCACCAAAAUCAGCCUCCCCUACUGCGUCAAAGGCUUUGCUGCUUGUGUUGGUAUUGGAUGGAACCACUUGGUUGCUUAGCAAUCACCAUGUUCUUCCUUCUCCAGAGGAGGCUGCUGCAAGGAAGGAGAGCAAUAGGAUGAAGUGGUUCAAUCUCAGAAUGCCACUUGAAAAGGGUUGUGUUGCUUCUAGUUGUUUCUUUCCCUACAUGGUCCACUGUGACCUAUUGGCAAUUUUUGUAUGCAUUUACGAAGGUUGAAGUGAGUUAGUGGUGUUACUAUAUUGCCACUCAUAGCUACAGUAAGUUACUCCCACUGGCAAAAAGCAGAUCCCCCUCCCCCAUUUUUGUGUACAAUAAUGAAUUAGGCUAGAGUGUCACACCGUAAACCUUGAUUUCUUUGGAGCUUGGCUGGCAAUUCUGAAAGUAUGAUUCUGGUAAACUUUUAUAGCUAGUCACGCAGUGGUGGCGAACCUUUGGCACUCCAGAUGUUAUGGACUACGAUUCCCAUCAGCCCCUACCAGCAUGGCCAAUUGGCCAUGCUGACAGGGGCUGAUGGGAAUUGUAGUCCAUAACAUCUGGAGUGCCAAAGGUUUGCCAUCACGGACUAGUGGAAUAGGACUCCCACAUGCUCAUCUGUCUGAUUUGUACAACUGUGGAAGCUCUGUGUGCAUUUAUAGAAGAGCAGCAAAACUAACCCUCUCCUUUUCCAUUUCAUUCAGUGCAAAAGUAUGAUACCUCACUUUUCUGGUCUUAGGAAUGUAGUGUUGGACAAUAUCUGCUGUUAAAAAUGCUAAAAACUUAGGAGGAAGUUCAGUCAGCCAUCAAUAUUGUUGUUCUCUCUCAGCUUCCACUUAUUUCCAAUAGCUGCUGCUCCACUUCGGCAUUAUGUUCUCUAGAAAUUCAAACGGAUACUUUAAUGACAGAAGGUAACACAUGCAAGGUGACUACUGUAGAAGAGUCACAAGUAUGACUUAGGCUCUCUUUGCCAAGUAGCCUGUGUUGUUGAGGUUGUGCACAGCGCUUGCUGCUUUAUUUAAUUUGAUUUUAAUUAAGGCUGUAUUUGGGUCUCUUGGUUUUUAGCAUGUAAGCAUGCAUCCUUCUGCCCCCGCCCCGCUGUAAAAAGUCUGGAUGUAUAAAAUAAACGUUAGGUGGAGGUCUCUUGAAGGCAUUAUUGAUUUCAGAGCUUGAUCCUCCUUUCUUCGUCCCCUCAAAUAAGCUAAGGAGUGUUCAAGAACACAUCUUGGAUCUCUUAUCUUGUUUUGGGGGGAGGAAAAUUUACCACAUAGUCCAAAAUAUGACUAUUGAAAGUGCUACAGUCCUGGGUUCCUGAAAAAUAGAAGCAAAUGUUCCCUCUUUGCCAGUUAAUAUGCUGGCUUUCAUGAAGAAUUCCAUGAGAUACUAACACUUGCAUCAGAAAAAGAUGGGUAGGUGUGCAGUAGUUAAGGGGGUUGUACAAAGAGUUUGCAGUGGAAGUUAGCUGGGAGCUGAGGGAAGGAAUAGUCUUUUCUCCCUAUGGGUACAGCACUGUGAAAAACCCUUGCACAUUAGACCUGGGUUUUGGCUUAAAACAAAAUGUUCCUUUCUUUAACCAAGUUUACUGUAGUUCUAAAGGCACCAUCUGUACUCCCUCCCCCCCCCCCUUUGUUUUUCUGCCCUUGACACGUGGUUGUCUGCAAAUGCAUCCUUUUUGAUACCAUUUUAAAUAUGUAAAAUCAGUUGUCUUGUAAAUAUCUUAUAAAGAAAAAGUUUGUAAAUACCAAAUUUGUGGCUGUUAAUGUUUGCCUUUUUAAUUUUUGCUUCAGUUCAUUUAGGUUUAACAGUGUUAACAGGGAGUAUUAAAAGAAAUUCUGCUUGUAUGUUUAAACAAAAUUGGAACAAAUCACUUUUUUUUACAAUAAAAUGAAAAACAUGAA